GAUACCGUCCGCAGUGGGGCCGAAAUCUGUCUUGACUUGGAUUGGGCUGUUCCUUUCCUCCCGCUACUUACGGGACCUGUCCCUUGGAUUGUCGCGACGCGCGCAUAGCAGAGCGAAGGGGGAUCAAGACUCGGAGUCCUCAAUGUCAACGCCUGGUCGAAGCACCGCAGACGCAUCAGGCGAUCACGUGGAACGCAUUCUUGCCUGAGUCGUGAUGGGGAUGAUCCCGAUCGACGAUCGACGCCGUCCGCCAGCUUGAACUUUUUACUUCCUCGCACAGUCCAAACUUUGCACGGCGCCCCUCACACUCUGCGAACAACACAUCUUCCCCGGGAUGUCUGACUACGGUUCGGACAACGACGAAGUCGACGCGCUCGUCGCGUUCGGCCAGGCCCUCGUCGAAGCCAUCCUCGAGCACCAGCCCCUCGCGCUCGUUCGGAAAAUGGUCGAGGACGGCGCGCCGCUGUGGUUCCAGGACCACGAAGGCACCUCCGCGCUGCAUGCCGCAGCCUAUACGGAGAACGAGGAGCUCAUUCAGUAUCUGAUUGAACAGGGCGCGGUCUGGAACGCUGUGGACAAUUUGCAUAACACCGCGGGGGACAUCGUGCUCUCGAUGAACAACGAGACGUGCUAUAACAUCAUACGCGACGCUGGUAUCCGCUCAGAGCUGCUCCUUACGCUGCUCGCAUCACGCACACCACCCGCGACGAGCCCGCUCUCCAUGGUUCUGCAAGCGACAGACACAACGGCGGCCGGCUCUCAAAACGCCUUUCUGUCCUCCAAGCUCAAAUUCGUAAAGGACGACAACGGUCAGGAGAUCUUGGGCGUCAUGAUGGGCUGGGAACGCGGCAUCAUGCAGGAAACCGGCGGACUGAAGGUCCUGAAUGUCGGCUUUGGACUUGGAUCACCGCUCACACAUUGCGUUAAGGUUGACGCCACACCGGACGUGCUCGCGCACAUGCGCGACCUCGGGUGGUACGACAAGCCGAACGUCAGGAUCCUCGAGGGCAAGUGGCAAGAUUUCGUGGAGAGCGAGGAGCUGCUCGGCGUCGGUGGAUUCGACGUUGUCUAUACUGACACAUUCUCGGAGGACUACAAAGCACGUCCCAGACCUCUCGCAGGGCCCGAAUCGCGCUUCGGUUUCUUCAACGGCCUCGGUGCCACCAAUGCGCUCUUCUACGACGUGUACACACGAGUGUCAGAGCUACAUCUGGCAGAUGUAGGCAUCGACAUCGAGUGGACGGACGUGGACGUAUUUGAGGGCGGCCAGGACCGCUGGGGCGAGACACGGGAGUACUUUGCGCAGAGGUUCUACAGGCUACCGGUGGGCAGGAUGCGGGCCAUAUCAUAGCAGAAGCCAACAGUGAGGCAGUUGGCAGUGGCCGCAAGAUGGCAAUAGACAGUGCCCCUCGUAUCUUCAGUUGACAAUCAUGAGCCGUUCGUCAUGUCAUUGCAUUUGAAUGAUGUAUCAAAUAUGUAGAGGGCGAGCACCCUCGAUCCCACGAA
Fomitopsis serialis is the source of this 1506-nucleotide messenger RNA. RefSeq lists its product as uncharacterized. Gene Ontology annotation, cellular component: cytoplasm; nucleus. Gene Ontology annotation, molecular function: protein arginine N5-methyltransferase activity; protein binding. Lineage: Eukaryota; Fungi; Basidiomycota; Agaricomycetes; Polyporales; Fomitopsidaceae. The record is from RefSeq and is a predicted model, not a curated record. The transcript has 10 exons. Bases 335 to 1351 code for a protein of 338 amino acids. Gene Ontology annotation, biological process: peptidyl-arginine methylation.